UCCAUCAAAUCCCAACAGUUUAUUUCCUAGUCAUUUGGUUUUUAUUUCCAAACACCUUCUCAUAUGCAGAAGUUAAAUGGGAGGCAAAAUUUGAGAAUGAUACAUGUUCAAUGUCCAUGGGUGAUUCAAAAAACAUCAGUGUUGUCAUCAUGCGUUUGAAUCUAACCGAUUUGAUCGCAUCAAAUGCAACAAUCCGAAUAAUUAGUGAUCACAAAAUUCUACAUGUUUCAAAAAUUAUACUUACAAAUGAAAUCGAAGGAGGUGAAUGGAUUGGACUAAUUGAAGUUGACGCUAUUUUCAUCGGAUCCGCUAGUGUAUUUGUGGAAAUUAUGCGAGAGAACACAAUCGAAAGAUCACCACAACAAAUGCGAAUCAAAAUCGUACUCAAGCACGUCGUUGGCGGAGUCUUUGUGAAAAUUUACAAUGUGUGCGUUAUGGUUUUUUACUUCAUCAUGCAAGUUAACUUUGGAGUGGUUUUGGAUUUUAGUAAAGUGAAAUCAAUCAUACGGAAACCUUUGAGACCAUGCGCCGCUUUUGUUUGUAAUUACACAUUUAUACCUCUGGUGAGUUAGUAAAAUUAUGAAUGAUGGGAAACAAAAAAAAAACAUUCAACAUUUGAAUAAUUUCCAACUAAAAUGACCGGAAAAAUAUAAAUUAAAACUAAAUAUUGUCAAAAGGUGAGCUAUGUACUUGGCUUAUAUCUGUUUCCAGACAGUAACAGGCUGCGAUUCGGCUUGUUUAUUUGUGGAUUGAGCUGUUUAGGUAGCGGAUUAUUGGUUUGGGAUGCACUUUUGGGAGGACAUGCUGGUCAAUCCUUAACGAUGACCGCUUUAAAUAUUUUACUAACCCAGGGAAUAGUGAUCCCAUUAUGGGUAUUUGUAUUUGGUGGAAUCGUGUUUGGUUCUAAAAAUUUGGGCGCUUCUUAUAGUGGUUUUGCAAUGACCAUUUUAUUUUUGCUCGUAUCUUUCACCAUCGGUGCACUCAUUCAACAUUUUUAUCCGCGAUCGGUGGGAUUCGCUAUGCAAAGCAUUUCUUGGCUUUUUUUUGUUUACAUUUUUGGCUAUGACGUUUACUUGAUUGUGUAUUACUGGAACUUGUUUACGUUUGAGCUGUUUGUAUUCACAUUGGACCUCUAUUUUGUUGGAUUUAUAAUACCAAUAUUCGCCUACAUUUUCGGAUGGAUCGUUGCAAUGGUGUUUGAAGAAGAGUAUGAAAGUCGAUGGACUGUGGCAAAUAAAGCUCUCGGCGAAAAUAUGUUCAGCGUCAACUUGAUAAUGUCUAUCACAACGUAUUUUCCACAAACGGAAUCGUUGAAAUUUCUCUUCAGCUUAGUGGCAAUUAUGAUACCAAUACCGUUGUUUGCACAUCUAAUUUUCAAUAGAGUCAAAGAAUGGUUGGUUUUGAUUCUAUUUUUAUCGCUCGCAUUUGUCUUCAUCAAUUCAUCAUUCGACUCAUUACUAAUUUAUUUAUGAUUUUACUAUUUAAAAUCAUUUUUAGGCUGAAAACCAAGUGUUCACCUGAGGUUCAUUCCGAAAACGAAUCAAGAAAAAGUAUAGAGAUCACUCGCUUUUGAACGAUCAACCUUAUUAUUUCGGAAAUAAUCUCAAAAAUACAAAAUAAUGCAAAUAAUCACUAGAAAAAUUCAAAGCAAGAAUUUUCAAUAAAAAAAUAUAAUGAAGUCAGAAAUAUUCAUUUUUUAUUCUUUUGCGAUGAACCAUAACGAAUGAUAAGGUAUACGAAAGGACAGCACUGCCAAAAUUCAUGGUUUGAACUAAUCCUACGUUUAUCAUUAUUUGUCAUUGGCAACAAUUCAAACGAUGUCAAUUUUUGUUUGAUAAGUCUGAUUCGAAACCAAUAUUGAAUAGAAAAAAUACCAUUUUUGGAAAUCAGCCAACAAACUGAACUCGAAUUUUGCCAGCAGUGAAGCGUGUUCACAAACCUUAUCACCUUAUCGAAUCCGGCUUAUUAAAUUCAAAGCCAAAAACUUUUUUCCGGUAUUUAUUCUAACCAAAGUAUGAACACACAUAAAUUGUAUAGUCGAUCAUAAACACGUUAUAUAGGCCCUCAACUCUGCGCUUGAAUAAUAGUCAUGGUGAAACAUCACAUUUGAUACCGGCCAUGAUUGUGUGUGCACAAAGCAUGACACACAAACAAUCUGCUCAACACACAGAAGUAUUAGACUGGUGCACGUGUGUGGUUACUUGGAUACUUUGAA
This is a messenger RNA of Sitodiplosis mosellana (orange wheat blossom midge), 2215 nucleotides long. RefSeq lists its product as uncharacterized. Bases 822 to 1472 code for a protein of 216 amino acids. The transcript is spliced from 3 exons. The record is from RefSeq and is a predicted model, not a curated record. NCBI's taxonomy places the organism in Eukaryota, Metazoa, Arthropoda, Insecta, Diptera, Cecidomyiidae.